AUGGAUUUAAGUGUUCCGAAAUCCGGGUCACAUUGUGAGGGUCGAGUUACCCAUUCUAUAGACAGUAUAUUAGGCUCUGGUGCGUCUGAACCCCGAGAUCAACCUGAAUUUAUUACAGACUCUGACCACAGUAAAUUAAACCAUUCUGACAGUGCUAGUAAACCUGACAACCAGAUAUCAGAGACAGGAGAUGACUGUUCACCGAAAAAACAACGAAGAUUCCGAACUACUUUUACAACAGAACAGCUUCACGACCUGGAGAACGUAUUUCUUAUCACUCACUACCCGGAUGUUAAUACGCGAGAUGAAUUAAGUAUUAAAACAGGAUUGAGUGAAGAAAGAGUCCAGAUCUGGUUUCAAAACCGAAGAGCAAAAUGGCGGAAAUAUGAACGUCUUGGUAAUUUUGGAGGACUUCAUGAAAUACAAGCUUUGAAUUUCGUCCCUGCGCCGAAAACAGUGGUCAAGGUACAUCCUUCUGAAAGUCCGGUUAAAAGAGGAAGAUUCUGUGAAACAGAAUUACAGAGUUCGUCUCAUGAUGUAUCACCUCCAAGAGUUCUCGCUCCUUCCUUAGCCUUAUAUUCGCCUUACAUAAAUCUCCACCCCCUAUUUUACCCCUUUAAUUUAUAUCCCCGACCCUGCGGCCGAGAGGAAUCCAACGAACCGUCGAUUCAACCAAGCACCAGGCGUAAGAGUAGUAUAGGAGAAUUGCGGGAAAGAGCGCGUGAACAUCGACUGAAUAUUGAAAUGAAGUCUCAGUGUACCGAUUCUCUGGAAUAG
Messenger RNA from Lottia gigantea (owl limpet), 777 nucleotides. RefSeq lists its product as hypothetical. Gene Ontology annotation, biological process: regulation of transcription by RNA polymerase II. The record is from RefSeq and is a predicted model, not a curated record. Gene Ontology annotation, molecular function: DNA-binding transcription factor activity, RNA polymerase II-specific; RNA polymerase II transcription regulatory region sequence-specific DNA binding. Bases 1 to 777 code for a protein of 258 amino acids. Lineage: Eukaryota; Metazoa; Mollusca; Gastropoda; Lottiidae. The transcript has 4 exons.